Heterocephalus glaber (naked mole-rat) is the source of this 11135-nucleotide messenger RNA. NCBI's taxonomy places the organism in Eukaryota, Metazoa, Chordata, Mammalia, Rodentia, Bathyergidae. The record is from RefSeq and is a predicted model, not a curated record.
CUGUGCCGGGUUGCGAAGGGGGAGAAUAACGUCGGAUCGGGUCAACAGGCUCUGCAGUAGUCGCCGCAGCGGCUAUGGGAGCGGCGGGAACGCGGUGGUGGCGGCGGCAGGAGGAGGAGGAGCAGGGGCUGGUGCAAGAGCAGCGGCUGGGAAUAGCCAGCGGCAGUCGGGGCAGUGGCCGCCGCCGCCUCCAGUAAACGCGGACGGUACCGAGGGGUCCCCGACCGGCCAGCUGGGCGCCGCGCUCGGGCCCGCCGCAGUGGGCGGGGGAUGGGCGGGAGGCGGCGGCCGCGCCUGCUGAGGGUGGCCCGCCGCCGGCGCUGGCUCUGAGCCGGACCCCAGCCCUCCGCCCGAGGGCCCGCGUCGGCCCCAGCCCAGGUUAAAUGGAAACCACCUUUGGGAGCUGGAUGCCCGUGUAGCUGUUCUACCACAGCAGUGUUUUGCAAUGAGUGGGGGAGGAGAGCAGCCAGACAUCCUCAGUGUCGGAAUCCUGGUCAAAGAAAGAUGGAAAGUGUUGAGAAAGAUUGGGGGUGGGGGCUUUGGAGAAAUUUACGAUGCCUUGGACAUGCUCACCAGGGAAAAUGUCGCACUGAAGGUGGAAUCAGCUCAACAACCAAAGCAAGUUCUGAAAAUGGAGGUUGCUGUUUUGAAAAAAUUACAAGGGAAAGACCACGUUUGUAGAUUUAUUGGCUGUGGGAGGAAUGAUCGAUUCAACUAUGUGGUCAUGCAGUUACAGGGUCGGAACCUGGCAGACCUGCGCCGCAGCCAGUCCCGGGGCACAUUCACCAUUAGCACUACUCUGCGGCUGGGGAGGCAGAUCCUGGAGUCAAUAGAAAGCAUCCAUUCUGUGGGAUUCCUGCACCGAGACAUCAAACCGUCGAACUUCGCCAUGGGUCGCUUUCCUAGUACAUGUAGGAAAUGUUUCAUGCUUGAUUUUGGCUUGGCUCGACAGUUUACCAAUUCCUGUGGUGACGUCAGACCACCUCGAGCUGUGGCAGGCUUUCGAGGGACAGUUCGCUAUGCAUCAGUUAAUGCUCAUAGAAACAGGGAAAUGGGAAGACAUGAUGACCUUUGGUCUUUAUUCUACAUGUUAGUGGAAUUUGUGGUUGGUCAGCUGCCUUGGAGGAAAAUAAAGGACAAGCUGCUCACAUCCGUUUUUGACAAUAGCAUCAAGACUUUUGGAGUAAUUGAAAGUGACCCUUUUGACUGGGAGAAGACUGGAACAGAUGGCUCUCUGACAACCACCACCACUUCCACCACUCCUCAGCUGCACACCCGCCUGACCCCUGCUGCCAUUGGAAUUGCCAAUGCCACUCCUAUCCCUGGAGACUUGCUUCGGGAAAACACAGAUGAAGUGUUUCCAGAUGAGCAGCUCAGUGACGGAGAGAACGGCCUCCCAGCUGUUGUGUCUCCAGAUAGAGUGCCUGGUUCUCCGGGAUACUGUCGUGCCCAGGAGAAGGAUGUCUGGGAAGAGAUGGAUGCCAAGAAGAACAAGAUAAAGCUUGGAAUUUGUAAGGCUGCCACUGAAGAGGAGCACAGCCAUGGCCAAGCCAAUGGUGUCCUCCAUGCUCCAAGCCUUGGCUCCCCGGUCCGUGUGCGCUCGGAGACCGCCCAGCCCGACAGGGACACGCGGCUGGUGCGCAGGCUACGCUCCAUCCACAGCCUGGAGCUGGAGAAGCGUCUGACCCUGGAGCCCAAGCCAGAUACUGACAGGUUUCUCGAGACCUGCCUGGAGAAGAUGCAGAAAGAUUCUCAUACAGGAAAGGGAUCUGCUGUCCCUGCUCUGCUUCAGAAGCCUUGUCUUCCUGCCAUGUCCCGCACAGACCACGUUUGGCACUAUGAUGAGGAGUAUCUUCCAGAUGCCUCCAAACCUGCCUCUGCCAACACCCCUGAGCAGGCAGAUGGUGGGGGCAGCCAUGGAUUUAUAGCUGUUAACCUGAGCUCUUGCAAACAAGAAGUUGACUCCAGAGAAUGGGUGAUUGUGGACAAGGAGCAAGACCUUCAGGAUUUUAGGACAAACGAGGCUUUAGGUCAUAAAACAACUGCAAGCCCUUCUGAUGAGGAGCCAGAAGUGCUUCAAGUUCUAGAAGAAUCACCUCAAGAUGAAAAGCUACAGUUAGGUCCUUGGGUAGGAAAUGAUCAUUUAGGGAAGGAGCCUUCAGGUGUGGUCUUAGGGCUGUCUGCGGGGUACCCUGCUGCAGCUCCUUCAGAACAGUGCACAGACAGACUGGAGCUCCAGGCCGGGCCUACUAGUCAGUUUAUUGCUGCGACACCCACAAGUCCAAUGGAGGCGCAAGCGGAAGGACCCUUGACAGCGAUUACAAUUCCUAGACCUUCUGUGGCAUCAACACAGUCGACCUCAGGAAGCUUUCACUAUGGUCAGCAUCUGGAAAAGAAGGAUCUUCAGCCCAUGGAGCCCACUGUAGAACUUUACUCUCCAAGGGAGAACUUCUCUGGCUUGGUUGUGACAGAGGGUGAAGGGCUUCAGAUAGAUCAUGUUGGCCAAGACAUGAUGUCACCCUGUGUUAGAGAGAGCGACAGAUCUCAGGACCUGGGACCAAAAGACCUUCCUGAUGAUGACGGACUAGUUGUGAGGGAAUUUGAGAAUUUCCCUGUGGAAACUGAAGAGAAAAGCCUUCUUCUAGGGUCAGACCAUGAAGAUGAAAAGUUAAGUAAAGAAGAGCACUGUGUUGAGGUUGCCCUCCGAGGAGACAGGGUGACUGUGGAAAAGGAUCAUUCCACCACUCCUGACCCUCUCGAGGUGACCAGGACACAGACCUUCAGUGUGUUGCCAAAUCAGGACAGAAAUCAUGAGAUCAUGAAGCUCCUGGCAGUUGGAACUUCUGAAUUUUCGCCAAGAGUCAUUGACCCACAUGUUGAAGGACAGCAAGGCCAGGUGGCACCAAUGCAGAAAAGCAGACCAUGUAAGAAUGAUGACAUUAAGACAGAAGACCUGCCAGAGCAUCAAGGAGGCCUCUCUGCUUUAUUGUGCCAAGAGGAUAAAAAAGAGAAAAGUGCCCUGAGAAACGGAGAGCUGGUUCAUUGUGUUUCCCAGAAUGAGUGUGCUCCCCCAGCCCGGAAGGACAUGGUCAGGUCCUCCCUUGGAACCAGACACAGUCGGAUCCCUGUCCUAGUGCAAGAGAUAGAGUCAGCAUUUGAGUUGUCCUCUCCUGUCUCUGCGAAAGAGAAGCUCCUCCAAAAGAAAGCUUACCAGCCAGACCUGGUGAGACUGCUGGUGGAGAAAAGGCAGUUCCGCUCUCUCCUCGGCGACCUCUCCAGUGCCUCUGAGAAGGUGCUGGAGGAGAAGCUUGCUGCUGUCCCUGUGCCCUUCUCCGAGGAGGACGUCUUCAUGCCCUUUUCCAGACUGGUAGUAGAUGCUACCCUGAGCAGGUCUGUGGAAGAUAGCUUUCUGCCACCCCUCCUCUCCCAGGCUAGAAAGAGCAAGAUCCCAAGGCCAGUUUCAUGGGUCAGCACAGAUCCCGUUAGCAGCUCACCCUCGUCAAAGUUCUUGCCUCGGCCACCGCCUGGGAAGCCACCUGCAAGGCCUGGAGUUGAAGCCAGGCUACGCAGAUACAGAGUCCUAGGGAGUAGUAACUCUGACUCAGACCUUUUCUCCCGCCUGGCUCAAAUUCUUCAAAAUGGAUCUCAGAAGCCCCGGAGCACUACUCAGUCCAAGAGCCCAGGAUCCCCACACAAUCCCAAGACACCACCCAAGAGCCCAGUUGUCCCUCGCAGGAGCCCUAGCGCCUCUCCUCGGAGCUCGUCCUUGCCUCGCACGUCCAGUUCCUCACCAUCCAGGGCUGGGCGGCCCCACCACGAGCAGAGGAGUUCGUCCCCACACCUGGGGAGAAGCAAGUCCCCUCCCAGCCACUCAGGGUCCUCCUCCUCCAGGAGGUCCUGCCAGCAAGAGCACUGCAAACCCAGCAAGAGCAGCCCCAAAGGCUCCGGCGGCCUCCACCACCACCCGGGCAGCUUGAAAGCCCCCGCAGGGAAGAGCAAGCCCGCCAGCAAGCUCAGCAGAUAGGAGCUGGCUGCAGCUCUUCCUCCUGACCUGAUGCAUGUGUGCCCCCGUACUGUCUAUUUAAAAAACCAAUGUGCUCUUCCCUUACAAAAGGGAGAAACUUGAGGAGUUAUUUAUAAGCAGACAUAAUAUAUGGUAAGAAAGUACCUAAGGUGCAGGUAGUAGGCAAUGGGAAUCCACACCUUUGUACAGGAAGGGACCUUCUGGCAAAAGCCAUGGGGGACUCCUGAGUAAGCUGACACUUUCUAGCUGCCUCUGAAAUAAGAGGGUAGGAAGCAGAAUGAUGUGAACGUUUUUUGUUUUGUUUUGGUACUGGGGAUCGAACUCAGGACCUUUUGCUUGUGAGGCAGGUGCCAGAACCACUGAGUUAAAUCCCCAGCCCUGCAGAAUGAAACUUUAAGGAGUUCACCUAAUUUUUUAACCCUCUUCUUAAAAUUCUAUCAAGUGUUUGGUAUUUUCAUUCACUCUCCCAAGCUUGGAGUUAUUGCUCAGAUAUCAGAGUAUAUAAGAAGCUGGGUAUGGUGGCGCACGCCUGUAAUCUCAGCACUUGGGAGGCUGAGGCGGGAGGAUCACAGUGUGUUCGAGGCCGGCCUGGGCUGCACAGAGAGACCCUGUCUCAAAGAACAGAUACAAACAGUGUGUGAGAAGCCUGCUGUGAGGGAGCUGGUACUUGGUUCACGGAGGUAUUCAGGGUGUUGAGGGUCCACACUUUUACUUUGCCUCACUCCAAGUAUCCUUCUUGGAUUUCACUUUUUUUUUAGUUACUGUUUCUUAUCUAACCCAGUCGUUCUUACUUCUCACAGUGCAACCUGACAGGUCUUUAGCAGCACAUACUGAGAACUUCAGAAACAGUUACCUUUCUUUUAGUCCCCUAAUACUUUUCUUUGGAGCAACAGUUCUUAGCCCAGUACUUUUAUAUUGUGAAAAGUAACUGAGAAGCUUAGGUAAAGGACAGAAAAGUCUGACUACAGCUACAGUGCAGGCAUUACUGUCCAGAGAGAGGACAGAAGGGGGCCUGGCCUCGAAUCAGAGACAGAAGGAGCCGCUUGCAGCGUGUUAAGCCUCCUCCUGGCGGAAGACCUCACAAGAACAGAUGCCUCCUGAGUCUUCUGGGUCCCAGAUCUUCUUUAAGAUGAUGCUAGGGAAGCACAAUGCUUGGGAAUAUGACUGUGCUUUUAGAGAUUUAGAAAGAAAAAUAGAUAUUAAAUAUGGUACAGAGGCUUAUAAUCUUAAACUUUGUGUUUUAUACAUUUAGCCAAUAAGGUAUGAAUAUCUGGGGAAAUAAGUUUAGGCUAAAUAUUUUUUAAUGUUUUAUUCUGCUUUUUCUGUGCUUUAGUUCAGUAGUUGGGCUUCUUGGCCUGAUUUCCAUGUAAUCUCAAUUUAUGAAGCUGUAACGUUAGUAUUUGUUCUAAACUCACUAUUCUGCUAACAAGAAUCAGGCACAAUUAAAGUGUACAGGUUUUAUAAAUGGGCUUUUGUAUACCCUGCCAGUGUUUUGUGUUGUAAAGACCUUGUUAUGGUUAGUAAAUUGGUCUGCUUGCUGUUGAAAUCUGCCUUCUAGCAAACAUCUGUGCUUUCUCUUUGACCUUGUAUUUGCUGCCGAACCUAAUACAGUUGAAUUGGAAAAGAAAGAUAUUUCCUCACUAAACGAACAUAUUUUAAUGCUGCAUCAAAGCUGCCCUGAAGCUGCACCGAACUUAUCUUGUUCUCUUUCUGUAGCGAGGUUUUUAACAAACUCAAAACACUAUAUUGAGGCAUAGGUCUCCCAUAAGAAAUGUAGCAUAGUAUGGAAUCUUACUUUCUCUCUAGUCUCACUCACUACAGGAAUCACUACAGUAGAUAAGACAUUUCUGCUGUUUAUCUAAAGCAGCUGUAAUAUUGGAAGAUGAUCCUUCUGUAUUAUGUUGUAUAAUAGUUGCCAUAACACUACUUGCAUGUCUUCAUGGUAAAUUAUAUAAAUAUUUAUAAAUAUAUAGAGAUUUGCUUAUAUAAACUCAUUCUUUCUCAUUCACCAUUUGUAAUUUCAAGCUCAUGGAUGGUGAAAUUCCUUUUCUAUUGUGUGCCUCGUGGACACCUUGGGCUUUACCUGUCUUCAUUUUCUGAAAAUAUGUUCUUGGCCUGUGAGGCCUCAGACUCUUCUUGCCUUCCCUGUGUCUAAUGCAAGGUUGACAGUCUGUAACGAGCCAAAAUAGCCUAUUUAAUUUUCACUUUAAAGAGAUAUUAAUGGGGGAAAUUAUAGGGACAUGCUUGCAAUACUAAGAUUUGUCCAUGUUGAUCACAUAGUUCUCUUACAGUUAGAGUAGACAGAUGGGGAUUAUAAACACGGGUCGGAUGGAAAAGGAUUUUAAAAACAUUUCCUCAAAGUUGCUAUCAUCCUACUUUGGCCUUUUCCACUUUGUGGUGGGGUGGGAGGUAUACAGAGGAUAAGCAAGACACUUUCUUCCUUUCCUUUCCUUUCUUCUUUUCUUAUUUCUCUCUCUUUUUCUUUUUGUUGUUGUUGUUGCAGUAACUAAAUUGUGAUUAAAGUAGCCAGUUUAAAUACUGACCCAUCUAGUCAGAAAUGUGCUAGUAGUAACCAGUAGAAAAGCUGAAGUCGCUUUCUGUGUUUGUUUUCUGACUGCCAUUUCUCUGCUGGUAGUCACAAUGACAGUGAUGGCAACUGACGUAUUCUGUCUUUUUUGUUCCUUCUGUUUUUCAACCUUUCCACUGUGUUGUCUGCUUUUCUAAGUAGCAUUAACAAACUCAUCAAGAUCCAGAGAUAAAAGCCUCAUUGUGUAAAAUAUUUUAUUUUGCAUGUAGAGGAAAGAGUUAACCAAAGAUGUUUCUGCUCUGACACUUUCAAAACAGACUAAUUAUAAGUACUGUCCUUAGCUAGAGAAAUUUCCUUUACAAUUUUAAUGUUGGAUGUCUCUCAGAUUAAAAGUAGAAGUUGGCAGCCCUCAGCUAGCACUUUUGACAAGAAUUUUGUUUUUAUUUUAUUUUAAAGGUCUGUACAGAGAACAGAGUUUUUGUUUUGUGUGUUCAUUAGUAUUUAUUUUUUAGUUUUUUAGUGUAUUUCAGAUUUCAGUCACAGAUCAUCCAAAAGUAAUUUAAGCCUGUUUGGUUAUUUUAAUUCAGAUGAGAAACAUGGCCACUAACUAAAGUCAAACCAAAUUACAAUAAAGUAGUAUGGGACAGAAGUUAACAUCAGCUUUCGACUCCUGGUAUUUCCUAUCACAACAGCAGGGUGGGCUGCCAAGUCCCAGUUGGCCUUGCCUUUGCCUCUCUAGUCUCAGAGAUUACUUGGGAGGCACAGAAGAUAGAAGUAGCAGCACUCAAGCUGAGCAUGGUGGCGCAUGCUCAGUGGCUCCGCUGCCUGCUUCCCAAGCAAAAAGUCCCGAGUUCGAUCCCCAGUACCAAAAAACCAAACCAAACAGAAAAAACAACGGCAGCAGCAGGUCAAUCCCUUUCCUCUUGGAUUAGGCUGCCAGCCCUCCAGGGUCUUUGAACUGGUUGAAAUCCUAAGCUCCACCUAGUAAUUUUGCAGUGUAAAGGCAUUUGACUCUAGUGAUGAUUAACAAAGAAGGAAAAUGAAUCACCUCAAAUUUAACAGGAAGAUGCAGAUUGUAAAUCAUCUCUGAAUGCUAACCUGCAGGCAGGCAGGCACUCAUUCUCGGCUGUGGUAUGCAAGCUGGUUUUGCUGACAGUGGCACAGAUAUUUACUGAUUUUUAACUUGCACAUUUCAAAGUGAAUUUUUUUGUAAAAGCUGCCAAAUGGUUCAAGUCUUGAGCAGCAGAAUGGUAGUUGAGACCUACUGUGGUCCUGAUGGUCUUCCUGAGCUGCUGCUUCCUGUGCGGUGUUCUAGACAGGAGUCUGCGGAGCCGGAGUCUCUUGGGUUGGCAGCAGAGCUGCCUGCCAUGCUGCAGACAGCUAUGCUAAUGUUUUUAUAGUUGCAGCCUCUCUUCGAGGAAAGAGUGUAAUUGGAGCAUGUUUUAUAAACCCAGAUGCAGAUAGUUAAAACCAUAAUUGGUUUUUCUAUACCCAGUAGCUUUGUAUUAAAUACAAGUGCUUUUUUCCAAGAGAAGACAAUUUUAUAUUCCUAAUCUAACAUUAGGAAUUGCUGAGAGGAGAAACAAGAUCCAGAAUUCAGACUUAUGGCUUAGGGGGGAAAUGCAUCUUGCUCUGGCUGUUUGAAAAUACAUUUAUCUAUAGGUAAUCUAGAUUUAGUCUUGGAGAUCAAAGUGCUUCAUAUUUUAAAAGCUUUUCAUUGCUUGUUCUCUAUCAAAAAUAGGGCUUUAGAGAAUUUCUUCUGUCAUUUUCAUGUACUGUGGAAUCAAGCUUUGCAUUCAGUCUUUUAAACUCUGCCCUUUUCUGGUUCUGUGCAUUUUAUCUCCAGUGUGUCUGGGCUUUGCUUAUGAGAAGAAAGGGUUUAGUAACUGUCACAGAAGAGACAGGAAUGGUUGAGAAUAUUAGUGGAACAGCUAUGUGUCUAUGAUUUGACAGAAGUAUUAUAGGGUUAAGAUGUGUAACUACUGUGGCAGUCCUGUAUGUUAAUACACCCCGAGUUCAGGAACGACUGGCACCUCUUCAGACCUUAACCGAGAGGAGGGAAUUAGGGAUAGUCCCAGCCCUCAGGCCGCAGGGGGACAGUGCCUGCAGAACCCCACGAUAUCUAAGAUAUCAGUAGAACAGCUCACUUCCUGUCCUCUCUGAGUGUGACUCUAGUGUGUACCGUAGUAUGUGUAAGCAGAGUGGAAACUCAUCACAGUAUUAGAUAUUCUCCAUAUUUUAGCUGUUCCUCUGGACAGUCUUGGGGGCUUUCAGAAUCUGUUGCUCAGCAUUGCUAGUGAGAACUGCAGGAGUCGUAUGUGGAAUUCCUGUAGUCCCUAAGUGGCUCCAGGACAUGGGACAAGGACCCUUGUUCACUUAGGGGGAUCUGGAUGCUGUACAUUUUAAUCCCAGAGAAGUCUCCAACGGGAUAUGGCUGGCUCAUCAAGACAUUUUCUAACUCAGUUGUGAUCGACUACUCCUACUUUUUUGGGGGGUGGGGGCAGAGUUUGAGUACAUAAAACUCAACAUUGGUUUUUACUUGCAAACAUUACUUAAAAAGUUACAGAUGUCAAGAAACAGUUUAAAAUAGUAUAUACAUUUUCACCAUGAAUCUGAUACAAAAAUUUUUUUCUUUUAACAAAGUUACACACCUUAUGGGAAAUAAUUUAAAUGUUUUAUAUAUGUAUAUGUAUGUAUGAAAUCCAAUAAAUAAUCUUUUCAGAUCUUAUAUCUUCUCCUUAAAAUCUUCAGAUAUUCUUGUGAUGUGUCUGAAAUUAGAUCUUGGCUUGAUAUUAGCAGACCUUGUGGGAGAAACUUUCAAGGAUCCAGAUUCAAGUUCGCCAGUAGCUUCUCUUCUCUGGUUAUACUUUUGUUCACCUCUUGCUGCAUCUUGGUCAGGUAGCUCUCCAUGCUGUUGUUUGAAGGCUAUGGGUUUAACGGAGGAACCGUAAGUUUUCUCGGGGAAGAAAACUUCUCUGGAACAUCAAACUGUGAUUAAGAUUUUGGACACAUUCUAGGACAGGUCUUGUACUAACAGUGCUCAGUAAUGAUCGGUUUUGUUGCUGCUCCACCAGAAGUUUGGUUUUGGCCUCUUCUAGCCUCUCAUUAGCCUUGUUUAGUUCCCUGGACAAUGACUUUCUUCUGUUGAAUUCUUCUAGAUAGAGUUGCCUGUAGUUUUUCAAUUGUAUUUUAUUAGACUCUUCUUGAGUUUUCAUUUUAGAGACCUCUGAUUCCAGGUCUGUAAUUAGGAGUUCCAUCUGACUUCUCAUUGAAGCAUUAUUAGUCUCUGUUAAGUGCUGUAAAUAUUCUUGAGAUGCUGCUUGUCUCUGUAAAAAUAGAUUGACUUGUUUUAAUUCUACUAAAUCCCUCCUGGCUUUUUCUUCAGUCUCCUGCUUAUACUGUUCUACCUGGGCACGUUCUGCCACAUUCUUUUUUAUGUGACUUCUCAGGUUAACUGUUUCUUGUUCCAGCUGCUUUUCAUUCUUCUCUAGUGUUUCACAUUUCUUUUGUAUAUUUUUCAUAGAUAAUAACUCCUGCUGGACAAAAUCAUUAUUUUUAUCCAAAUGUAGACAUUUGGAUGAUGCAGUUUCCAGUUUUGCCGUAAGAUCAUCAACCCAGUUAGCUCUUUUUGUAAUUCACCAUUUUUCUUCUUUUCUUCAUCCAAAGUAUAUUCCAGACAUUCUGUUAACUCAGUAAGUUUCUUUAAUUGUUCUUUAUCAUCUUCAGAAGUUCGUAGAAGUUUCAGUUCAUAGCUGGCUGGCUCCAAGGCAGGAUGGCAUGGCAGAGAGGCAUCACAGAGGAGAAGAAAAGCUGCAGCAGCAAUAAGCGACAAGUCUACUCCUACUCUUAAAAUAUGUAAGCUUGAUAUUUAGUUAUUUCCUGUGAGUAAAGUUGAAUCAGAAAAUUAGAGUAUGUAACAAGAUGAGGAUCACGUUGAGGUUCCAUAUAAUGUCAGGAUGCUGAGUGGCAAAGAUGUAACAUUUACUCACUAGUGAUCGGAGUAUUUCCUUACAGUCAGCUGGAGACACAUGGCACAGUGACCUGUGCAGCCUGGCAGGCUGCUACCUCCUCUUUAAUUGGGAGUGACAGUAUGAGCACCACACUGGUGAUGUUGGCCCUGUCUCCCAGAGACCCUUAGUCAAGAGCAGGAUGUGUGAGGCAGACCUUUGAGCCCAUGGAACUGCAGAAUUUGCUGAUCGUUUUACACUCACGAUGGGUGGGGGAUUUACCUCCUUUGAGUACUUUAAUACUGCUUCAUAUUUUGUGCCUGAGUGUUUACUCAUCUAUUUAAAACCAUCGAGUCAAUCAGUCUGUAUAAAGACUACCCUUGCCAUAUGAUGCUUUUUCCUCUUACUAGUCCAAAUCCCUAAAAGUCAUCUGCAACACCUCAUGGUUCUGGGACUUUAUCUGGCAUUCUUCACUUGCCUACGAGGGUAAACAAAGCCACCAGAGGUGGACUCAUUUAUUUUGGUAUGCCACCUAGGGAGGGGUAAGUUUGGAGAUUUUUUUUUUUCCAAAAACCUUCUUUUUAAACUAUGUACCACAUAGUAAAAUUAGUUCACUAAGGGAAAAUAUUUUCAGAAA